CAUCGUCUCCACGUGACAGUUAGCAGUCUCUGAAGGGACAGUAACGGAUCCGUGGUUUAGCUGCGUUCUUUUUAAACUGUUGUCUUUUUCACGAGAAGUUAAACAGGUGUUGGACAGGGUGUCGCAGUAUGGCCGAGCAGGUAAUAGCGAACGAAGGGUUUGUUCAGAGGCUGCUGUCUGUUGUCGGUGUUCACAGUCUGGUCAGCAGUGUGUGGGGCUACAUGGACACCACAAUAAGGUGGGCCUGGAUCCCCAGCUGGCUGCCAUCAUGGUGUCCCACCUCUCAGAUCCUGCUGCAGACUGCAGAAGACAACAUGCUGCGAUGUGUAAACAGCACUUUCCUCAAACAGUAUGUCCCCAUUUCCAAUGGCAACCAGUUGUGGACCCUGACCUUCUGCAGGGAACAUGUCAAAGCCAAAACCCCCUUGGUUCUGCUCCAUGGGUUUGGAGGCGGUGUGGGCCUUUGGGCCCAGAACCUAGAUGCUCUCUCCCAGCAUCGGCCCGUUUUUGCCAAAGACCUUCUAGGCUUCGGACAGAGCAGCAGGCCUCAAUUUUACACAGAUGCUCAGAAGGCAGAGAACCAGUUUGUGGAGUCUAUAGAGCAGUGGAGGGCUAAAAUGGGUUUGGAGUCCAUGAUACUGCUGGGACACAACCUGGGGGGAUACCUGGCUGUGUCAUACUCUCUUAAAUACCCAGGCAGAGUAAAGCACAUAGUGCUGGUGGAGCCCUGGGGUUUCCCUGAGCGUCCAGACACCGUAGAGGCAGACCGCCCCAUUCCGGUAUGGAUCAAAGCCCUCGGUGCCAUGUUCAGUCCCUUCAAUCCCCUGGCUGGCCUGAGACUGGUCGGACCUCUGGGCCCCACUCUGGUCCAGACUCUGAGACCUGACUUCAAGAGGAAGUUCUCAUCCAUGUUCAGUGACAAUACUGUGUCAGAGUACAUCUACCACCUGAACGUGCAAAGCCCCAGUGGGGAAACUGCUUUCAAGAAUUUGACUAUUCCCUACGGCUGGGCCAAAAGACCAAUGUUACAGAGGAUGGACCGGCUUCACCCUGAGAUCCCCAUUACCAUCAUCUAUGGAUCACGCUCCAGCAUAGACAGCAACUCAGGCAGUGCUAUCAAAGAGAUGAGGCCAAACUCUCAUGUGGAAAUCAUAACAAUCCAUGGAGCUGGACAUUAUGUAUAUGCUGACCAGCCAGAGGACUUCAACCACAGCAUUUUGCAAGUGUGUGAUAAAGUGGACUGAAGCAGAGAAGAGUCUGGUUACUGAGCUCUGGAGAAAACGGGGAGCACAAUAGCAGACAUCACUACAGCAGCCGGUGUGGAGACACAGGAUCUGUCCUGGCAGCAGGGACAAGCACUGUUUGAACAUGUGUUUAAAAAAAGUGUUUAAAAAGAUCAGUUUUAGUCAUACUUUUUAAACAUGCGUCAUGGCCGACUGCACUUUCAGACAUUAUGUCACCUGACCAAUAAUUCAGUGAAAUAUUCGUAGAAGUUGAUAAAUACAUGCUCUGAGCUUACAACUACUAUAGCUAUUUACCACCAUUUCUACAAUAAUCAAAUAUAAUGCCCUUUGGCCUUCAUCACAUGCUGCUCUUACAUUUAUACUGCAGUAUACACAUACAGGGGGUUAUACUGCAGCCUCUGGGUCGCUUGAUUGAAGCAUUAGUUAUACUGUAUUUUCUGAGAGUUGCCUUCCAAGGGCAUUGAAGAAAGGAGGUAUUUUGUUUUCAGAAAUCAUGAAUGAAACUGAAAACACGACGCAAAGCCUCAUUGUAAGUGAUGUUACAUUAUUGUCUUUAAAGCUACAGCUAAUAGCUUACAGUAGCUAUAGUGGUCCAAUACAAAAUAUAUCAAAGUGUUUCAUAUGAAUUUAAUUACAUUUUAGAAGAGUAAUUUCAAACAGGAUGUAAUGAUAUAUGAUUUAACCAACCAGCCUUAAUGAUGUAAAUCUGAAAUAACAUAAAUGUGACUGCUCAGUUACAUUGGCAUGUUUUAGGUAUUUCCUAUGCUGUCCCUGGCCUGUUGUUUGUUGUUUUACCACAUGAUACUGAUACAGACCAGGGGCGUCAUUUACAAUUGUUGUGUACAUGCUAAUCAGGAAAUGUACAUACCCCAUAAAACAUUUUGAUUCAUAAAACCUGGAGUACGCCCACCAGUGUGCAAUUUCCUUUUAUAAAUGAAAGAAAUGUGCACACGUGGAU
Acanthopagrus latus (yellowfin seabream) is the source of this 2202-nucleotide messenger RNA. It is a transcript of the gene abhd5a, whose product is annotated as abhydrolase domain containing 5a. NCBI's taxonomy places the organism in Eukaryota, Metazoa, Chordata, Actinopteri, Spariformes, Sparidae. Gene Ontology annotation, biological process: negative regulation of triglyceride storage; positive regulation of triglyceride catabolic process. The transcript is spliced from 8 exons. Bases 129 to 1244 code for a protein of 371 amino acids. The record is from RefSeq and is a predicted model, not a curated record. Gene Ontology annotation, cellular component: lipid droplet.